AUGUAUGAAAAUAAAAAACAAAAAAUUACAUGCGCUGAAGCUCUUCCUGAUACAUUUUUAAAAAGUCAUAACAAUAUGGUAGUUUUAAAAAAAAAAAAAUAUCAUGAAGCGUUGGAUAUUUUGGAUUUGAAGUUGAUUGAUGUGAAGAAAAAAACUGAUCUAAUUAGACAUGAUAUUAAUCAGAAAAGAUCCAAGUUGAAUGAUUUAUUUGAAAAAUGGAGUGACUUACGGUCAAAGAUCAGCUAUGCAAUGAGCAGGGAUUUGAAUACCGCUAAAUCUUUGUCAGUGCUAGAAAAUCGAUCUCAUCAAGUCGAUAUGAGCAGAAUGGAAGCUUCGCAUGUGACACGCAAGUAUAGAUCAAUAAGAAAUCAAUUGCUGGAUGAUUCUGUUUUGUUUGAUUCAAUUUUAGAUAAGUUAGAAAAAUCUAUAGCAAAUCAACAAAAAGAAAUACAUAGGCUCGAAAAAAUCAAUGAGGAAGCUGUUCAAGCAAGAGACAAAACUAGAAAUACAUUACAAAAGAAAGAAAUAAAUGCAACCAACAUCGCAAAGUUCCGUAUGCGACAAGUCGAACAAAUAAGGGCUAAAGUAGAAGAGAGGAAAUUAGAGUUAGAAAGAUUAGAAAGAAAAAUUUUCCCUCCUGGUCAAAAAUUAUCUCGUCAUGAUUCAAUUCAUAGUUCUUGCGAUGAACAACGUUUGGUUGGUAAUGAAUCAUCAGAUAAUCAAGAAGUAUCAGAUUCUACCUAUAUAAGAUUAAAACAAAUUACUGGUUCAAUCGAUUCUGAAGAUAUAAGGAAAAAAUUUGUAUCUCAGAAGGAAACUAAAGAACGACUUUCUGCUUUAAAAUUUAAUACAGAAAAGGAAAAACAAUCUCUUCAAAUAACAUAUCAGAAACUUAGUGAAGAGUUUGAACAAUGUAGAUUCUCAAAUGCUCAAGAAAAAGAACAGAAUGAAGAAGAAAGAGACAAUUUAAAACAGCAAAUCUUAGAAGAAACUAAUAAACUUUCUCACCGCCAAAGAGAUGGGUCACAAUUGUCCAAUCAAAUCAAUCAAGUAUUAUUGAGAUUAUAUAACUUGUGUCUGAUUUUGAAAGAUGUAGAUAGUGCUCCAGUACCUGAUAAGUGUCCUAGCAUAGAUAAAGGUGAUUGGCUAAUAUGUUUGUUGCAAACUAAAUACGAAAGUAUUAUCAAAAACAAAGGAGUUAGAAAUAUCAAAACUGAACUUGAUGAUGUUAAUUUGGAUAAAAUUCAAUUGUGGUCAUUAGAUGAAAAUAAUCUAGAGGUCGCAAACAAGGAAGAAGAAGAAAAAUUAGUAUCAAAUAGAUCUAUAAUUAAGAAACAAGCUCAAGUAAUUUUAGACUCGAAGACAAAAAAGAAAGGUUUAAGAAUAAAAAAAGGAAAUUUAUAAUUAUUUAACAAAAUUUUUAUUAACCAUGUUAUUCUAAUAGAAAUAUUUUAAUUAAUUAGUCUUGUAAUAUUUAUGUAUAAUUUAAGAAAAUUUAAAUAAUCAUAAAUGUAAAUACUGAAAUUACAUUUAUUCUACUACUGUCAUAUAGUUAUAUAAAAAUAAUACUUAAUUUAAAACAGUAUAGACUUUUUAACUCUUAAAAAUAUGUAUCAUAAAACGUAAUUAAUACGUAUUUUUUUUUAUCAUAAUUUUAUAUAAUACUUCACUCAUGUAACGUCGAUAUUGAAGAAGCCAAGUAGUAUAAGAUUGGAGAAUUAUAU
Molecule: messenger RNA, 1724 nt
Organism: Daktulosphaira vitifoliae (grape phylloxera)
Lineage: Eukaryota; Metazoa; Arthropoda; Insecta; Hemiptera; Phylloxeridae
Product: outer dynein arm-docking complex subunit 3-like
Exons: 9
Coding region: 1-1404 (467 amino acids)
Biological process (GO): cilium movement; outer dynein arm assembly
Cellular component (GO): cilium
Source: RefSeq, a predicted model, not a curated record